ACUCACACCACCGCCAAGUCGGCAAACCGGCCUGGUUCCUAAGCGACAACAUGAAAUCCAAUUUUGGAUUUCUUCGAUAACGAGGGAGAAACAUGAACAACAGUAAUAACAUUGCGGGAUACUCUCAAUUUAGAUGUCCUAACUAAAGGUACGUUUCUUAGUGAAAUGGAAAGGGGAAUCAUAAAAUCCCAGGUUCGCCAUGCCUCCCGAGACCCCCCCUGUUUUCCAGGCUGUCUUCACCUGUGGCUCAAGCCAUGGGAGUGGGAGAUUUUGGAUAUCUGAAAAUGAAAGUACUGUAUCAACGCAAAAGCCGCCUUCCCUCCUCAGACCACCACAGUCCAAGCCUCGCUCUUGAUAUUUAGAUCUUCAGUUCUUCUUGGUCUCAGCGCCAGCCGCCUCGCCGCUCUUGGACUCGACGAGACUAUCCGCCAUGGCCUCGGCAGCAGCCUUCUUGAGCCUCUCGCUGUCCUCUGAGCUGGCGCCGGCGUCCUUGGCAGUAGUAUCCUUGCUGGUGGACGCGGCCUUCUCCUUUGCCUCCCGCUCAUCUUCGCUGUCGCCUAGGCUGAAGGGGUCGUUGUCGCUGAUGGGGUUCGGGUCGACCGUCGAUAGGGGCUGCCACUUGCUGGCCUUGGCCUUUGCACCUGACAGGUCCUCGGCGGAGCGUCUGGGCGACGA
Molecule: messenger RNA, 675 nt
Organism: Colletotrichum godetiae
Lineage: Eukaryota; Fungi; Ascomycota; Sordariomycetes; Glomerellales; Glomerellaceae
Exons: 1
Coding region: 200-355 (51 amino acids)
Source: RefSeq, a predicted model, not a curated record